GCAUCUGCUGUUCGCUUUCUCACGCGGGUGUUACAGGACAAUAAAAAUCGAUACAACAGCCUGGUGCUGGUAACCGGAAUAGCAAUCGAUUAGCGCAAAUGGCUGUAUGGGGCUCCCUCAAAAUCACCGGUGGUAAGCAGAUCACCGCUGCUCCAUCAUCGCAAAGUAUGCGAUUUUCCGAAUCACUUGUAGCGGCCUUGGGAAAUCGGAAAUGUAAAUACAAGGAGGUCUCCAAAGACAUGAACCAUUAUAUCAGCAGGGAAGAGGAGGAACAUAAAAUUGCGGCUCCGCCAUUUAGCAUCAACCGCUUGAAGGCCAUGAUCCAGAGAACGAUCCGGGCACAGUUCAUAAUUCGAGAUGAAGAUGGCGAUCUACUCAAAUAUGUCUACAAUCCGGAGAUGAAUUUGGAAUUGUGUCAAAAAAUUGCCAAACUCAUUAAAGAUAAGAUACGUGGAUACAAUUUCGAACGAUACAGAAUUAUCAGCUUGUGUAGUAUUGUAGAGAAAAAUGGACAAGGAGUUAACUAUAAAAUGAAGUACAUUUUAGAUCCAUAUUUGGACAAUUACGUUGAAUAUUGCCAUGAUAUGGCAAAGUUUUGGAUAAUAUCUACUGUGAUUUUAGCACAUAAAGAUUGAUUUCCUACCUCAUAAAUACUAAUAG
This is a messenger RNA of Malaya genurostris, 660 nucleotides long. RefSeq names its product dynein light chain Tctex-type protein 2B-like. Gene Ontology annotation, cellular component: cytoplasmic dynein complex; cytoplasm. Gene Ontology annotation, molecular function: dynein intermediate chain binding. Bases 99 to 635 code for a protein of 178 amino acids. Gene Ontology annotation, biological process: microtubule-based movement. The record is from RefSeq and is a predicted model, not a curated record. The transcript is spliced from 2 exons. Lineage: Eukaryota; Metazoa; Arthropoda; Insecta; Diptera; Culicidae.